Messenger RNA from Dunckerocampus dactyliophorus (ringed pipefish), 4446 nucleotides. RefSeq names its product Ras association domain family member 2b (gene rassf2b). Gene Ontology annotation, biological process: positive regulation of JNK cascade; regulation of non-canonical NF-kappaB signal transduction; signal transduction. The record is from RefSeq and is a predicted model, not a curated record. Lineage: Eukaryota; Metazoa; Chordata; Actinopteri; Syngnathiformes; Syngnathidae. The coding region runs from base 332 to 1315 and encodes 327 amino acids. Gene Ontology annotation, cellular component: nucleus; cytoplasm. The transcript has 13 exons.
CGUGUCCGCGAGCUCGCCCAUUGUUUGAGCGUGAGCGUCUCGUGGACAAAAGGCUUGUGAGGAGACGAGCGCUGAUUGGCUGGUUUGGCGGGGAGCAGGCGCGAGCUCCGCGGCCACAACAGAUGGACCAGUUCGGGUCGGAGGACCAACACCCCGACGACAGACCGAACCACCGAACCGGGUGGGCCAACCGACAAACGCGAGCUAAAUCCAAUUUACACCUCCAUUGGCGGGGGAGGGAACCGAAGACACUCCUUCGGUGUCCCCGAAGAGAAACCAUUGAAGCUUCUGACAACGUCGUCGUAUUUUGCACCUCUCAUGCUGUCUGACCAUGGAUGACAUACACAACGGGGUUCAGAUUGGAGAGAACAAGUUCAUCAGCAAGGCAACUAUCCUCUCACAUCUUAAGACAUACAACCUUUACUAUGAAGGACAGAACCUACAGCUCAGGCACAGAGAGGAAGAGGGGGAGCUGAUCGUUGAAGGCCUGUUGAACAUCUUUUGGGGCCUGCGUCGUCCAAUCAGGCUUCAGAUGCAGGACGACCACGAGCGGAUCCGACCGCCUCCCUCCUCCACAUCCUGGCACUCUGGUUGCAUUCUGGACAGUCAAGGCUCCCCGAACAGCACAGAAGGUCAACAGACGCCACACAUGACUCCACCUACUAUGGAGGUCACGCCUCCUAACAACCAGUCAGAGAACAACGGUGUGAUGGAGGAACACACAGAAGAAGACAGUGAGAACGCCGCUCAGCUCCUUCGAACCAAAAGUGAUGCCGGGGUUCUAAGGCGGGCCCACCGGCGCUCCCCAAGCGACCAGAGGAAGAUCCGACGCCAUCGCUUCUCCAUCAACGGACACUUCUACAACCAUAAGACAGCCGUGUUCACUCCCGCUUACGGCUCCGUGACCAACGUACGCAUCAACAGUUGCAUGACGACUCCUCAGGUGCUACGAGUUCUUCUCAACAAGUUUAAGAUUGAAAACAGCCCCGAUGACUUUGCACUUUACCUCGUCCAUGCUAGUGGAGAGCGUGCAAAGCUGAAGCGCAGCGACUUCCCACUGGUGUUGAGAAUAAUGCAGGGUCCAUGUGAGCAAGUGUGCAAGCUGUUCCUCAUGGAGGAGGACCUGGGAGAAGAAGUCACCUAUGACGUGGCGCAGUAUAUCAAGUUUGAGAUGCCAGUCUUGCAGAGUUUUAUUACCAAGCUGAAGGAAGAGGAGGACAGAGAGGUGCAGAAACUAAGGAGAAGGUACAACAUCCUGCGCUGCAUCAUAGAGAAGCAGCUGGGCUGUCUGCCAGAGGGGGCCACGUGUAUGUGAACUAGCAGGUACCAUCAUCGUGAACAUUCUCGUUGAAUGUUACAUUGUGUGUGGACAAUUUACAACACAGUGUGACAGCGGUUGUCUCAUGCUAACUAUUCAUUUCAAGCACAAGCAUUCCGGCAUAUGCUUUGAGUCAAGUGCCUGCUAAAAACCCUCCAAGCACAAACAAGCAAGCAAUGAUCACAUUAAGUCUAUAUGAAAAUCAUAGAUGAUGAGCACAAAGGUGGGGGCGCCUCCAUUGUCUCCCACCUUGCACUGGGUGCCUUCCUGUUCCAUUUGUAACCAAAUGGACUCAAUUGGUUCUGCAGCAGACCUAUUCAACUGCUGGCCCGUGGGCCAAAUACAGCCCUUCAGUGACACCAGACCGGCCCGCAUGUUCAGUUCAAGACUCGGGAGAGUCAACAGAUUCCUAAAAACAGCAGAAAACUCCUGAAAUACUGGGACGACCUGUGACAAGGUGUUUUGCAAUAGAUCUUUAAAAACAGCAGUGUCCUUCAUAUGGAGGGUCUUUGACUAGUGUUUAAGCAGCAGGUUCCUUAAAGCAGAAGGGGAUUCCUGUCCUAUACAAGCUCUUGGACUAGCAUUUUUGCAGUAGAUUCCUAAAAACAGCAGAGCCCUCUUGUUAUAUAAAGGAUCUUUGACAUAACAUUAUUACAGCAAUUUCUUAACGACAGCAGAGCGCUCCUGUUAUAAAGAAUGGUGUUUACUGCAGAGUCCUUAAAAUGGCUCAAUCAGACAUGUGGCAGAAUGAUCGUUCCUCAACUUAUAAGCCGUAGGUUUGAUCCCCAGCUCCUUUUAUUUUCCCCUCCGUGGCAUCAUACAACUACAUCAUCAAUCAGGUCAAAAGGUGCUACAUGAGCGAAGGAACCAGCAGCCAAGGAUGGCAUGAACCCUAUGAAAGGAUAUUGGUGUCAUGUUGACAUUUCAAAAGCACAUUCAUUUGGAAUGUUGUGUUAAGCCUGGUACAAACAGCACACACGACGACGCACAGGAGACAGUGACUUGCACGCAGCUUACACACUCACACAUUUUGAGUGAAAGUAGGUCAGCGUGAGUGUAACGCAUGUGUCAUGUUUGUGUGCGCCUGCUGUUAAGUGAAUAAUAUUUGCUGACUGAGACACAUUUAAGCUGCUUCAAGGUGCUGUCCUGCACGCCAACGACACUCUCAUCAAGACGACGUCUUUCAGUCAUCUUGUUUCUUUUCUUGGUACCAGUACGUGCAUGUUUUUCCUUUGACACUCGCCUGCUUUUGUAUGACUUCUUACUGAAAACUAUUUUAGUCCUUGACAUGUGAACACCUCAUGAUAAUAUGAAAAUGUAUUGAACAAUGAUUGUAAUUUAAUUAAAAAAAAGACACUUGAGGAAAAUGUUGUGUAAUGUUGCCAAUAUCCCAUUAGUCAUGCUCAGGACAAGAUGUGUUAUUCCCUCACUGGACAAUUAAGAGUAUUAAGUCAACACUGGCAGCACACACACACACACACACACACACACACAGACAGACAGGUAUUUAAGUAUUACUGUCAGUGCGAGAGCAGAUUACUGUUCACUCAGCCAAUGGCCACGCGGGAAACUGUGAUCCCCUGGAUGUGACUGUCUGAAGGGUAACGGGCCGACCCUCAAACAUACAUCACAUUUAUACGGGACAUUAGGGUUCGAACUGCUCUCACACAAACAAUUCUGGAGAAGAGGGGGGAAAAAAAGCAAAAAGAGCAUCAUCACUUGAGGAUCUUGGAUUUCUUCCCAAACAAGCUGUUCAAGAAAAGAAUGGGCCCUAUUAGUGGUGUGGAACUGUUCUUGAAUGCAGCCUUCAAUGAAAGACAUUAGAGCUAAUGAAAGUGAUCUGAUCCCCCAACGUGCGCCAGCUGGAAACAUCAGCUUUACAGAUGCCAUGUCUUCUCUGCAGGAAGUGUGUGUAAGAAUCUUUACAGUCACACUGUUCAGUUACAGUACAAGGAGUUAGUCACCUCAUGGCAACACCUGUUACCUUUUUCCUGAGGGACAAAAGAUGGCGUCUAUUGGAGGGAAUAAGGGUAUUUGAGGGAAUGAGGUAAUCAUGUCCAGACUGCUGACAUUGGUCCUGUGCGUGCUGCUGCUAGCCACACUGACACCCACCUCAGAGGCCAGACGUGGUCGUGGUGGAGGGUUCAGAGGGGGCUGGGGUGGAGGCGGCGGAAGCAGGCCGGCCUACAGACCGCCCCCUCCCAGGAGCAGCGGCCCCAGUGCGGGUAAAGUAGCUGGAGCGGCGGCAGCGGGGGCCAUUGGAGGAGCCAUGCUGGGGUCUGCUCUGAGCCGCCCAGGGUAUGGCUAUGGUGGAGGAUACGGAGGUUAUGGAGGAUAUGGAGGAUAUGGGGGCUAUGGCGGGUUUGGAGGGGGUUACGGCUACCCGAGACAUGGUGGAGUGUACGGCUCCAGAUCUGCGUAUGAGGCAGAGGGCUCUGGAGAUAUGGAGUACUACACUGGAGCCUCAAGUGGACCCAUCUACAACAGCAUCAUCGUUGUUAUCGGCUCCCUGCUCACUCUGCUGCUUGGCCACUGGGGGGCAGUCAUGUAAAGCUGCAGGCUGAGAACAAUCCAGUUGAUGGCUAUUUAUGCUCUGGACGGAACUGCGCCUCCGUGUGGACACAAACUUCACCUACGAGAUUGACAUUGCAGUAGAUCCUAGAAUAUAAAUUGCAAUCUAUGCUUCAUUGUGGCCAUUCGCUUUUUGUCUUCAAUCUACCAAUACUACUACUACUACUACUAAUAAUAAUAAUAGUAAUAGCUGUGUUAUAUAAUUAUACAUACUGUAAUGUAAUACAAUAAAAUGCAUUUUCUUCAUAUCUUAAUUCUAACAAUAAUACAGUAUAUAUCAAAAUGGGAACAUAAAUAAAUAUAAAAGUAAAUAAAAAUAGUAUACAUAUUUGAACAUUAUUAUGUUGAUAUAACGGUAGAAAAAAACUUAUAAAUAAAGUGGGUUGUUUUUUUUUUACUAAAUAUAUCUAUAGUAGUGAUAAUAGUCAAGUUACAAAACAUUGCGUUUGUUCAGCCAAUCAGUACAAUGCUUGUUUUGAAAAAAAAAGUGUCAUAUAAUAAAAAUGUGCAUUACUAUAUUGGGGAUAUUCUUUAAGUAAAAAUUAAAUAACGAUAAA